Anguilla rostrata (American eel) is the source of this 8277-nucleotide messenger RNA. It is a transcript of the gene ralgps1, whose product is annotated as Ral GEF with PH domain and SH3 binding motif 1. The coding region runs from base 575 to 2323 and encodes 582 amino acids. Lineage: Eukaryota; Metazoa; Chordata; Actinopteri; Anguilliformes; Anguillidae. Gene Ontology annotation, biological process: Ras protein signal transduction; positive regulation of GTPase activity. The transcript is spliced from 21 exons. Gene Ontology annotation, molecular function: guanyl-nucleotide exchange factor activity. Gene Ontology annotation, cellular component: plasma membrane. The record is from RefSeq and is a predicted model, not a curated record.
CCUAGCCACCUGCUAAAUUAAGAUGUCCUUCCUGUCCUUCCUUUUCACCAAGGAAAGAAUCACUUCCUUGUUUAUGUGUUGCCUCUGGUUUCACUGGUGACCUGUCAACGCUCCGAACUUGCUAUUUCACCAGACCAGCGUGCUCGCGGCUAACGGUUAGUGGCUGUCCUGCGAGCGCGGGAGUGUCGAGAGCGUCCGUGUGUGUCCCCUGCCUCCUUUGCGUGUCCUGUACUUUUUUCAGCUUGUGACACGCAGUUGAGACCCACCCAGACUCAGAGAUUUGUAAGCUGCCCCGGACUUGGCGACUGCCAAAUCAAUCGGCAAAUGAGUGAAUGAGUCAGGAGUGAUGCUUUGUGGGAGAGAUCUAUGACGCAAAGCUGAGGAGGCGGCUGCAGGUGCUCUUCUGGGACAUUGCCUCUGGGCCCGGCGGGGGAUGGCGCGACCGCCGAUACCGCUGUGAAUGGGUCAGCUGUACACGACCGCAGAGAAGGCCAAUAUGGGGAUGGAUGAGAGGUCAUGUGUGUCCUUCAGCUGAGGCCCGCGGUGUGCCCUCCCCGCUUACCUGGCCGCCGGCAUGUACAGGAGGAAUGGACUAAUGGCCAGCGUAACGGUCACCUCCGCCACUCCAGAGGGCAGCAGCAGCUCGGAGUCCCUGGAUGGGCGGAGUGUGGACUAUGCCAAAAGCUACGAUGCUGUUGUGUUUGACGUGCUGAAAGUGACACCGGAGGAAUUUGCUAGCCAGAUUACCCUCAUGGAUGUCCCAGUAUUCAAAGCGAUACAGCCAGAGGAGCUGGCCAGCUGCGGGUGGAGCAAGAAGGAGAAGCACAGCCUGGCGCCCAACGUGGUGGCGUUCACCCGGAGGUUCAACCAGGUCAGCUUCUGGGUGGUGAGGGAGAUACUGACAGCGCAAACCCUGAAGAUCCGGGCAGAAAUACUGAGCCACUUCGUUAAAAUCGCAAAGAAACUUCUUGAGCUGAACAACCUCCAUUCGCUGGUGUCCGUCGUCUCUGCUCUACAGAGCGCCCCCAUCUUCAGACUCAGCAAGACCUGGGCGUUGAUAAGCCGGAAGGACAAGGCCACAUUUGACAAGCUGGACUACCUGACAUCCAAGGAAGAGAACUAUACGCGCAUGAGGGAGUACAUCCGGUCACUGAAGAUGGUCCCCUGCAUCCCCUACUUAGGGAUCUACCUGUUUGACAUGAUCUACAUCGACUCGGCCUACCCGGCCUCCGACAGCAUCAUCGAGACAGAGCAGAGGACCAAUCAGAUGAAUAACCUCCUCCGGGUCAUCUCCGACCUUCAAGUGUCCUGUAACCACGAUCACCUGCUGACGUUGCCACAUGUGCAGAAGUACUUGAUGUCGGUGCGCUACAUCGAGGAGCUUCAAAAGUUCGUGGAGGACGACAACUACAAGUUGUCUCUGAAGAUUGAGCCAGGGAACAGCUCCCCACGCCUGGUUUCCUCCAAGGAAGAUCUCGCAGGCCCCUCAGAGGUGGCUGCCUCGGUGAGGUACAACCGUCGCCCCACCUGCCCCGACACCUCCGUGGGGGCCCACCUGCCCACCCCGCCCCCAUCCCGCCACAGGAAGAGCCACAGCCUGGGCAACAACAUGAUGUGCCAGUUCAGCGUUGUGGAGAGCAAGAGUGCCACCUUCCCCACAGAGAAACCACGCCACCUGCUGGACGACAGCUUCCUGGAGUCCCACAGCCCCGCACGGAACCACACGCUUAACUCUGCACACAUCCUCACCAAUGGCCUUUCCCGAGGUAGCAGCGAGAGUUCGUUCAGCGAGGAGCUGUCAUCUGGGGUAGAAAGGGGCCGCAUGUAUGCCACACUGGGCCCCAACUGGAGGCUUCCGGCCGGCAAUUCGCCCCGCAGCCGGAGCUAUAUGUACAGCCCGUCAGGUGCAAACUCCAGCUACGAGUGCAGUGCUUUGGCAAGCAUCACCAUGGAGGGCCCCCUGCGGAGGAAGACCUUGAUGAAGGAGGGCAGGAAACCGACGCUGUCGUCCUGGACACGUUACUGGAUUGCCCUCUCUGGUUCCACCCUCGUCUAUUUUGGAGCCAAAGCCCUCAGAGCCUCUGAGAGGAAACAUUACAAAUCCACGCCCUGUAAAAAGAUCACCAUCACGGGAUGGAUGGUGGUGCUUCCCGACGACCCGGAGCACCCCAAUAUCUUCCAGCUGAAUGACCCUGACAAAGGUAAUGUUUACAAGUUUCAGACUGGAUCCAGAUUUUCUGCAAUAAUAUGGCACAAGCACCUAGAGGACGCCUGUCGGAGCAGUAGGCCCCAGAUACCAGCCAACCUUAUGUCGUUUGAGUAGACUCCGCCUGACAAUUGCCUUGCAGAGUAAAGUGCCAACCCCAUCCGGAUGAGAGAGCCAGAAUCAAACAUGUGGAAAGACAGGGGGUUCGAGCAGAGAACAUUGAAAGCACUUUUUGCGCCGCGCCAUUGCUGUAGGUAGAGUGGUUGCUUGCCCUCUCCCACCCCCUGACCCACAACCCCCCCCCCCCCCCCCAACGGUGUGCCCAAGCCAAGAUUCGUUUGGAAACUAGAAGAGCUAACAGACUCAUCUGGAGGGGGGGAGGCAACAAAUGUAGCGGUUAGCUUCUUGUUUUUUUUUUUUAAUCACAGGAAAACAAACUUGCGAAGGUUGCCGUUUGAAGGAAACGGGUGAAGAGAUGUAGCAACCUCCGCAUGGAGACUCCUGCCGGGCUGACAUCAGUCAUUUAUUUUGUGUGUUUUGUUUUUUUUUUUGUUUUUUUUUUUUUGUCACACCGCUUCAUGUAAGUGGGGGAAAAAUAGAUGUUGGCCCAUGUUGGGUUUUUAAAUGAAAGGAAACGAAAAAAGAAGAAAUGCACAGAGGGGAAAAAAAACAGACUACUGACAGUGUUAAAAUGGAUUAUUAGGGAUUGUAGAGGGAAGCAGCAACUCUUCAUGUCCCAGGACUCCCGCCCUACCCAGAAGGGUGGCGUACUGCGGGAGGGUCACUGUCUGGCCCUACCACUCGACUCGCCUGCUCGGAAUGCAGAAAUCCAAUGCAUUUUGGCACCCUAAGAAUUAACCUUGACCCCAGAUGAGUUAAAUAUGUGUAUGUAAUACAAUACAUAUUGAUAAUGCAAAAAAAAAAAAAGCAUUGAUUGCUUAGAUUGUUUGCUUUGCUGGAGAGGUAACAGAAACGUCUUGAGAAGACAUCAUUUUAUCAUGUUAACAUCCGCCCACAUGACUGUACUAAUAUAAUGCUAUACACGCAACUCAUCUUAUUUGCUGAGGGCUGGUGAAUUGGCGAAGGGUGUGGUUGAUAUUUUUCCAGCCGCAGUGCACACUGUGAAUCAACCUUAUGGACCUUUCAGUGUACAUUAAUACAGUAUUAUUAGACAAUAAAAACGUUUGAGCCAUAUUGUCAACAAACCUUUCAAUUAAAUCUUUAAUUGCAAAUAGUGCACCCUGGGAGUGUGUUAUUGCAAACAAUAUUUUGCGAAUGAAUUCUCCACCAAGAGGAACAUGCUGCUCACUGAACUGCAGAAUAAGUCCUUAACUGUGCCUCAGGAGACAUGGUUAAUAUCGUUACAAAGUUAUGUUGUCGUCAUUUUUUAGGUUUGUUCUACUGAGCCAGACGAUUUUUUUAAAUUGGGCUGUUUCAACAAUGAUAUAUAUGUGCUGUAGUAAUUGUAUUCAUUUAAAGAACUGUAAAUAAACCUGUUUCCUGUUUUUUUGUUUUCCCCCUUCAAGUUUACUGCACUGUAGUAGGAAGCACAUCUGCACUUGUAUGUGACAGAAAAUAAUCCAGACUCCCCCCACCCCACCCCACUCCACUUCCUCUUUGCCAAUUUUGUUGUGCAUUUCAUUCUAAUGGUAGAAACCUAGUUCUAUAUAUUGAAAACCGAUAUAAACACACAUACAUGCGGUCUGUAUUUGGACAGUCACAGAAUGUUUGUUUUUUUAGCUCUGUACUCCACAUUGAAUUUGAAAUGGAAUUGUGAAUAUGAUAUGAUAUGAGGUCAGACUGUCAGGUUUAAUUUGAGUGUAUUUAGAUUCAUAUCUGUUGAUCGGUGUAGGAAAUACAGGCAUUUUUAUAUAUCCCCCCCCCCCACCAUUUUGGGGGACCAAAAGUAAUUGGAAAAAUUAACAUUAUCUUAAAUAAAGUAAUCAUAUUAAGUACUUGGUUGCAAAUCCAUUGCAUUUGAUGAGUGCCAAAAGGCUGCAACCAAUAGACACCACCAAAUGCUGGGCAUCUUCCCUUGUGAUGCUCUUUCAGGCCUGUACUUUUCGCCUUCAGCUUUGUCUUCAGCCAGUGAAAUGCAUUUUCAGCUGGAUUCAGGCCACUUUUAGGUCCGGAAACACUUGAAUGCUUUAGUUUUUACAUUGCCAUGACAUCAUUCAAAUGAAAAUGCAAAAGCCCGCUUUAUCUGACGAUUUGAAAAUUUAAAUGCAAAGUCCAUUUCUUGCCCUCUACAACACAACCCUAUCAUAAUUUAAAUGAAAAUGGCAAAACCACAUUAGAAAUGUAAGUUUCUUAUUGUAACUGCAUUAUCCAUGAAAAAGAUUAAAUGAUAAUUCAGUUGGCCAUUAGUCAUUUCAUUUUUCAUGAUUUAGUGGCACGAGUGUGACAUAAAUCAAUUCCACUGCCAUUGCUUCUGUUUGCAUUAUAAAUGUUGUGUGGUCAUGCAAAAACCCUGCCAAAAUUCAAAUUGGAAACGUAAUCCAUCCUUUGCAUUUUAAUUUUUAAAGUCAAAAGACCUGCUAGUCAAAGGACAGGGGCUUUACCGGCACGGUUCAAAUCAAACCAAGUAGUCUCCCUUACACACACAAUGGUGUCUAGAUUUGAAAAAUUCUAGUGCCUGGAUUAUUACUACAGGCAAGAUCACCAAGGUUGCUGAGCUUGUGAGGUGUGGAGCAGCACUGACCAAGCAAGGAAUGUCUAAAUGAUACUGUAGCAGUGGAUGGACAUAAACUUACACAUGGGACUAAAACCAAGGUGGAUUAUAAAUACUGCUUCCCAUCAAAGAUGCCACUCAACAUUAAUAAUAAAACUGUCUUACAGUUAAUGAGUAGGAACUUUUACAUAAACGUAAAUUACACUGCUUUACUUCAAAAUGAUGUUCAAACUGCUUGCGUUAAGGUUAUAUUUAAGUUAAGUUAAAUUAAAUAUUCUUUACUAAAGUAUGACUGUCCAGGUUAUUUUCUUUUAGCCUAAAUGUACUUCAAGUGACCACUGUCAGUUGCAGUUAGCUAAUUUAGCGUAAUUUAGCAAUCUUUGCAGCCGGGAUGUACAGUGGCAGCCAUUACACCGGACUGGACUGUAACACCCAUUUCUUUCAAGCCCCCGCCUACACAGUUUGAUUGACAGGUCUUUUGACAUUUUCAGUUUGAAUUUUGGCAGGGUUUUCGCAUGACCACAUGAAAAUGAUAAUGAAAAUGGAAGCAAUGCCAUUGGACUUGAUUUAUGUCACACUUGUGCCACAAAAACAUGAAAAUGAAAUGAUAAAUGGCUAAUUGAAUCAUUUCAUUUUUGUCAUGGAUAACGCGGUUACAAGAAACUGCAAAUUCAAAUGUGGUUUUUCAUUUUCAUAAAUCAUGACAGAGUUGUGUCAUUGAGGGCAAGAAAAAUUUGCAUUAAAAUUUUCAAAUUGUCAGAUGAAGUGGGCGUUUGCAUUUUCAUGUGAUUUGUGUCAUGGCUUUUGCACACAACAAAUAAAAAUCAAAUGUAAUUGCUGAUUUGCAUUUCCAUUUGAAUUUUGCAGCGGAAAUGCUUCCACAGCCAGCAGCCACAUCAUCAAUAAAGACAAGUGAGCCAGUUCUAAUGGCAAAUAUACAUGCCCAAGCCAUAACGCUACCUCCACCAUAUUUCACAGAUGAGGGGGGAUGCUUUGGAUCAUGAGCAGCUCCUGUCUUUUGCCACACUUUCCUCUUUCCAUCAGUUUGGUACAGGUUAAUACUCCUCUCAUCUGCCCAUAAGACUUUGUUCCAGAACACGGUUUUUAAUAUACUUUUUUUAAGCAAACCCUAAUCAUUGGCCAUUCUGUUUUACCAGUAGUUUGAGUCUUGCGAUGAAUACUGAGGUUAUGCUUUUGUAGUCUUCUCUUUAUGGUAAUAUUUGAAAAAUUGGUGUCCAAGUAUUCUUCGGUCAUCCCCUACAGUGGUCUUCUGUGGACUACCAGGUCGCUUGCUAUUUGCUGAGCUCACCGAUGCAUUCUGGCUUUGUAAAAAUGUAUCAAACAGUUGAUUUUGAUACAACAAUGAUUUGACUAAGAUAAGAGCAACAGACUCCAAAUGUAAAUGCCACACCAAGAAUCAACUCUAGCUUUUUUGUGCAUGGACUAAUGAUGCAAUGACACACAGCUGGCCAAGAAACAGCAGCCAAUUUUCCAAUGAGAUUUGGACUAAAGUGGACUAUGUAUAUAAAGGGCUAUAAUAUAGGGACCUUUCUGUAGGUUUGCAUGUUCUGCUUGUGUCUGUGUGGGUUUCCAAAAACAGACUCCAGAGGGAAUCAAGGCAAGAUACUGAAGGCUGUCUUAUACCUGCACUAAGGAAGCAACUGAAAACACCUGUGAAGCCAUAUGUUCCAAUCAUUAUGGCACCCUGAAAUGGGAGGGCUAUGUAUAAAAAGUGCUGUUAUUUCUACACGAUGUGUAUUAAAAUACCUUUUUAAUGAAAGCUGAGAAUCUGCACUUUAUUUGCACGUGCAUUGUUUGAUUGCAAAUCUAAAAUUGUGGAGUACAGAGCCAAAUCAAGAACAAAUAUGUCUUAGUCCAAAACUUUAUGGAGCUCACUGUAUGCGCGUCUGUGUGUAUGUGCGUGUGGAGAUGUGCCUAAAGAAAUUUGAACUGCUGAAAUUUCAUACGGUGCGUGAAAAAAAAACUUGAAUUACAUUAAUACAGAUGUUGACAGAGCCGUUGUGUGGUUUUACUUUUAUGUACAGCUUUUUGUUUUGUGUGGACUUAAAUCUGUACACUGGAACUAUACAGUGUUAGCUUUUUGUUGUAGAUCAUAAACUUAGAUGUAACAUGUGUUUUUUUAAGCAUGUCAGAAGAGGGAGUUGAGAGAUGACUGCGGGACCAUCAGCAGGAAAGUAAGGGGUCACUGGAAAAGUAUUACCAAAUAAUGUCUUAAGUCUUUAGCAUUUUCAGCACAUGAUGUGAAUUAGAACUGCCAUUUCAGAUUAAAGUUAGAAUUAGAAGUAAACUCUAAAAAGAUAUAUUUCCACAUUGAAACGUAUUUGAUUUCAAUUGCGUUACAAUGUUGGUUAUGUGUGUAUAUGUAUUUAAUGUGUGUGUGCACAUGUGUAUGUAUGUAGAAACACACACAGAUAAAUACAUUUAAUAUUAUAACCAAUAAAAAAAUCCCUCUGUUAACUAUUGAUCAGAUAGGACCUGCUGUACAAGUUGCACCAAGUUUUCACAAUGAACAGUGGUGUGGCUAUUGCACCUCUUCUAGAGGCCUGGAUGUCUAAAUCCACAUGAUUUGAGAAACUGCUCUUUCUUACUGCAUAUAUCUCUUCCAGGUCACCCUCUUCACUAUGUGCUAACAAAAUCCCUCUCCAAAAGAAAGGACACUGAUAGAUCCCACUGACGAAAGAGUAUGUCCAUCUCUUAGGGCAAGUCAGCAGAAUUAGCUCCAGUUUUCUCUGACGUUCUUGACGUGUCUGUCAUAUAAAGAAAAAACAUUUUAAAUGCCCUGCAACCCCCUAUUAUCAUUAGUUAAAAUAUGUGUUCAUUUAAAUUAUACUCCGAGUGAAACACAUUGGUUUGUCAAACUUGGUUAUGGGAUAUGAACCUUGCUGUAUUUAUUUAAAAUGUGACAUAUUUCAUAUUUGGAAAUAUCUCAGCAGUUUAAAACAAUAUAAUUUUCUUUUGUAUGCUAUUGCAAGUUUUGUAACCAAGAGAAGAAUUUUAGAGUGCCAAAAUGCAUGGUUGAUCCAUUUUGCUACGAGGCUGGUCUGUGUUAUUUCCUGAAACCGUGUCCAAUAUCUUUUUAUACACUUGAUGUUGUUUAUUUUAUUUUAUUUUAUUUUACUUUUUUGGAAAAGGUUGUGUGGAAUGUUGCUUAGUUUAGUUGCUCAGGCUGUAAUUGCUCCAUGAAACUGAUGCAUGUUGUUUAUGUGUGAAUAUAGUUUUCCUGGUGUCUAUAUUUACCAUAAAAAUGAAAACCACUUCCACUGCCCUGUGAAUACUUUGCUAAAUUAUUUGUUACCCCUUUUGCCUUGUAAUAAGUUGCUGUAUUUUAUCAGCUUGUAACAACACUGUUUCACAAAUUAAACAUGUUUAUGUAAAAGAA